CUGGGACCGGAUGCGUGAGGAGAGCAGAUCAGAUCACUAUUCACGGGUUAAGCUGUCAGGCUACAGAAAGCCGUCAAUACAGGUUAAGACAGGGAAGGAAGGAUCUUACUGUCACUUGACAUGUAAUUAGUGAUGGGGUCAGGGGUUUCAUCUGCCAAACCCCCCUCCACACCUGCAGCCCAAUGUGCCAAAUGUGCGACGGCCCCAAUGUCUGGAAAUGAAGAGCGCACGUUCAUUGCCAUCAAGCCCGAUGGAGUGCAGAGGGGACUUAUCGGAGAGAUCAUCAAGCGUUUCGAACAGAAGGGCUUCAAGUUAGUUGCUAUGAAGUUAAUCCAGGCCGAUGAGGAUCUUCUGAGACAGCACUACUGUGACCUGAAGGAUCGUCCUUUCUUCCCAGGGCUUGUCAGUUUCAUGUCCUCUGGCCCUUUGGUUGCCAUGGUGUGGGAGGGUUUUAACGUUAUAAAAACCGGCAGAGUAAUGCUCGGUGAGACUAAUCCCGUUGACUCCAAGCCUGGGACUAUCCGAGGUGACUUUUGUGUUCAGGUUGUCCGGAACAUCAUUCACGGCAGUGAUUCUGUCGAAAGUGCCAACGCCGAGAUCAACCUGUGGUUCAAGCCAGAGGAGAUCUGUGACUACACCAAAUGUCAGGACAGCUGGCUCAAUGGCUGAACGCUUUCUUCUUUUUCUGCACUUCUCUCCCUCCCGGGUGCUUCUGAUUUAAAUCAGCUCAUUUUCAUUUUUAUUCCUACUGUUUCUGCUGUUUGCUUAUUCCCACUGUUUCUGCUGUUUGUCUUUACAAUUAGAAAAAUCAUUUCUAUCCCAUGAGUUCAAACGAAAGCUUCAGUGUUCUGAUACUAUAUAAAACAAAUGUUAAAGUCUGAGAA
Molecule: messenger RNA, 884 nt
Organism: Carassius gibelio (silver crucian carp)
Lineage: Eukaryota; Metazoa; Chordata; Actinopteri; Cypriniformes; Cyprinidae
Product: nucleoside diphosphate kinase A
Exons: 5
Coding region: 133-669 (178 amino acids)
Biological process (GO): CTP biosynthetic process; GTP biosynthetic process; UTP biosynthetic process
Molecular function (GO): nucleoside diphosphate kinase activity
Source: RefSeq, a predicted model, not a curated record